This is a messenger RNA of Symbiodinium natans, 528 nucleotides long. The record is from the annotation of a GenBank genome assembly. Lineage: Eukaryota; Dinophyceae; Suessiales; Symbiodiniaceae.
AUGCAGUACGCUCCCUUCGCCCAACUUCCAGCCCCCGCUGGCCUUGUUGGCACUCGAUCAGAUCAGAUUGUGCUGCCGGCAGCUCUGAGCGACCUGAAGGCUACUUCGGAGGAGGAGACACAGAAGAUUUUCAAGCUUGCUCGUGAUGUUGUGUCGGACCAUGACAAGUGGUUGUCCACGCUGAAGGAGGAAGAGGCGAACAGGAAGGAACGGCAGGAACUUCUGCGUGUCGUAGCGCAGACCUCUGGUCCCGUUGAAAAAGAAGCAACAUUGAACUUUCAGAUGCCCGGCGGCUCGCAGGCGUCAGACAAGUUCGACGUCGAGGCCACUACGGCCUUCGACCUCAACUCCAAGGCUUACCAGCUUCUGAGCAACACACGCGACCCAUGGAAAAUCACAGUUACAGGCCCUACGGCUGGCUCAGCUACUUCGAUCUCAGUCGAAGUGAGCGAGGCAAUGUAUGGGCAGAGCUUGGCCAGUCUCGGGGUUGUGCCAGGCUGCAGCUACGCCGUGAAAAUUGUACAGUAA